CGCCCCGCCCGGAGGUCCCGCGUGGAGCUGCUGCCGCUGGGGAGGAGGAGGAGGAGGAGGAGGAUGAAGGACAAACAGAAGAGGAAGAAGGAGCGCACGUGGGCCGAGGCCGCGCGCCUGGUAUUAGAAAACUACUCGGAUGCUCCAAUGACACCAAAACAGAUUCUGCAGGUCAUAGAGGCAGAAGGACUAAAGGAAAUGAGAAGUGGGACAUCCCCUCUCGCUUGCCUCAAUGCUAUGCUACAUUCCAACUCAAGAGGAGGAGAGGGUUUGUUUUAUAAAUUGCCUGGCCGAAUCAGCCUUUUCACUCUGAAGAAGGAUGCCCUGCAGUGGUCUCGAAAUGUGGCUGCAGUGGAUGGAGAAGAGCCAGAGGACUCGGCUGAUGUGGAGAGCUGUGGGUCCAAUGAAACCAGCACUGUGAGUGGUGAAAAUGAUGUGUCUCUUGAUGAAACGUCUUCAAAUGCAUCCUGUUCUACAGAAUCUCAGAGUCGGCCCAUCUCCAACCCUAAGGAUAGCUACAGAGCUCCCUCACAGGCAAACAAACAAAAGAAAAAGACUGGGGUCAUGCUGCCACGAGUUGUCCUGACUCCUCUGAAGGUAAAUGGGGCCCACGUGGAAUCUACAUCAGGGUUCUCGGGCCGCCAAGCCGAUGGCGAGAGCCGUAGCCCAUCCAGCGGCAGCAGCGGCUCUCUGGCCCUGGGCAGCACUGCUAUUCGUGGCCAGGCUGAGGUCGCCCGGGACCCUGCCCCACUCCUGAGAGGCUUCCGGAAGCCAGCCACAGGUCAAAUGAAGCGCAACAGAGGGGAAGAGGUAGAUUUUGAAACACCUGGGUCCAUUCUUGUCAACACCAACCUCCGUGCUCUGAUAAACUCACGGACCUUUCAUGCCCUGCCAUCACACUUCCAGCAGCAGCUCCUCUUCCUCCUGCCUGAGGUGGACAGGCAGGUGGGGACAGAUGGCCUUUUGCGCCUCAGCAGCACUGCACUGAAUAAUGAGUUCUUCACCCAUGCCGCUCAGAGCUGGCGAGAACGCCUUGCUGAUGGUGAAUUCACUCAUGAGAUGCAAGUUAGGAUACGACAGGAAAUGGAGAAAGAAAAGAAGGUGGAACAAUGGAAAGAAAAGUUCUUUGAAGACUACUAUGGACAGAAAUUGGGUUUGACCAAAGAAGAGUCAAUGCAGCAGAACAUGGGCCAGGAGGAGGCCAAAAUCAAGAGCAGCUUGUGUGUCGCAAGAGAAUCAGCACGGCCACAGCGUGGUCCAUCUGCCCGCCAACGGGACGGGCAUUUUAAGAAACGCUCUCGCCCAGAUCUCCGAACCAGAGCCAGAAGGAAUCUAUACAAAAAACAGGAACCAGAACAAGCAGGGGUUGUGAAGGAAUCAAAAUCUGUAGCUCCAGAUGUUGCACCGCCUAAUGACGAGGAAUCUAAGACCAACUCAGCAGGGAUGAGCUGUGCCCCUGGGCCAGGUGUGUCCUCUGCAGCACCCAACCCAGAAAGUCACAAGUGCCCAGGCGAACCUGUGUCUUCCCGGAUCCAAGCAGAACCGGACAACUUGGCACGCACCUCUGUAUCUCCAGACAGAAUUCCCAGCUUACUUCAGGACACUGUGGAUCAGGAGCCAAAAGAUCAGAAGAGGAAAUCCUUUGAGCAGGCAGCCUCUGCGUCCUUUCCCGAAAAGAAGCCCCGGCUUGAAGAUCGUCAGUCCUUUCGUAACACAAUUGAAAGUGUUCACACCGAAAAGCCACAGCCCACUAAAGAGGAGCCCAAAGUCCCGCCCAUCCGGAUUCAACUUUCACGUAUCAAACCACCCUGGGUGGUUAAAGGUCAGCCCACUUACCAGAUAUGUCCCCGGAUUGUCCCCAUCACGGAGUCCUCCUGCCGGGGCUGGACUGGUACCAGGACCCUCGCAGACAUUAAAGCCCGUGCUCUGCAGGCCCGAGGGGCAAGAGGCCACCACUGCCAUAGAGAGGCAGCCACCACUGCCAUCGGAGGGGGGGGUGGCCCGGGUGGAGGUGGCGGCGGGGCCACCGAUGAGGGAGGUGGUAGAGGCAGUGGUGAUGGUGGUGAGGCCCGUGGCCACUCUGAACCCAGGGGAGUCCCAAGCACCCCUGGAGAGAGUGCGUCAGAUCUACAGCGAACACAACUACUGCCGCCUUGUCCUCUGAACGGGGAGUGCACUCAGACUGGACCUGCCAUGUCCACAGCCAGGAGAGAGGAUCCGGGUUCUGUCAGAAAGGAGGAGAGCUGUCCACUGCAGAGGGUCCCCGGUGUAUUCACGAGUGAGCUAGAAGAUGCCUCCCAGCCCCCCGUUGCUCCCACUGGGGACCAGCCAUUCCAAGCUUUACCCCCACUGUCUUCUCAAACCCCAGUGAUUGGGAGGUUAGUGGAGCUGCCUGAGUUGCAUCUAGGCAGCAGAACUGAGUGUGAGUCUGGUUCCGCUUCCUGCAAAAGGGGUGAUGGGGAGCAAGGAGGUAGCUCUCCCCCAGAGAGUGGGCCUGUACUGUCUAGAGUGGGCAGUAGUACAUUCGAAGAAGGAACUGAUCAGGCUUUUGAUAACAGUCCCACUACGAAAGAUCCUGUAAAUGUGAUUGCUGCUUCUGUCCCUGAGUUGUCACUGGCUGGCUGCCAGCAGGACAGGUCUGCUGACAAUGAAGUUGGACUUGGUGACUCGGGUCCACUCACUAGGGGAAGUGACAGUAGGCAAGAAGCUUUGAAGCUCGAGGCUCUAACACUGAACAACACUGCUCCCUGGGGGCACACACUGUCAACUUACGAGGUAGUGAAGCAGUCUGAGCCAGAAUCCAGGCAAAAUGCACCAUCUGUGCAGCCCCAGGUUGGAGUAGAGUGGGAGAGAGCUGCUCCCCUCAGUGAUGUCACAUCUGAGGUGUCAGUAGCCAAGGAAGGUAGGGCUCCCCCUGAAAGCUGUGCUUCACUCUGGGCAGCACCACCUAGAGGAGGCAUGCCCAUCCCUGGCAGCAACAGCGAACGGGCAGACAUGGAAGAGGUGAGAGUUAAUGGCAGCUCUGAAACACCGAGUCCUCACAGUGAGUCCACAGACACAGCAUCUGACUUCGAAGGCAACCUUACUGAGGACAGCAGUGAGGCUGACACUGUUGAAACCACGGCAGCAAAGGGAUCUUUGGUGGACGAGGAUAAAAAGCCUGGCCGCAGCCGCUCCACCUCGGCAUCCACAUUGAGCGGUGACUUGAAUCUGGUUACAAGGACAGAGGGCAUGACUGCUGCUCAGAGCUGGGUCUCUAGAGUGUGUGCAAUCCCCCCCAAAGCCCCAGACUCCUUGUUGUCUAGUACUGAGCACCAGCUGAGACCAGUGGGCCUGCCUGGGCCUGGGUCUUCAGUGGAGGCCACCAACCCACUGGCGAUGCAGUUGCCGCAGGGUAACUUGACCCUUGACAAGGUCCUUCCUCCAAGCCGCAGGGGCAGCCCAGCAGAACCUCCACGACUGCCGCUCCUGAGAGAGCAAGGCCGGGCCCCCAUGGAUGAGGGAACGCGGCAUGGUCCUGGGGAGACCCGUCACCCGGGUGACAGAAGCAGCCCCGGUUCUGUAGAAGCACUGAAGGAGCCGCCUCUACUGGGCCAGGGCUGUGCGCCAAGCACUGGUCUUGGUAGGGCAGAGGCCACUCCAACUCCUGGAACACCCAAGACUUCCAAGAAGGACCCAAGUUUAGACUCCUUGCAUCCAAUGACAGCUCUGAUGCCCUCCUCUGGAAAUCUGGACAAAGUGGACUCCAAAGAGCAUUUCUCUUCCUUUCCUUGUGCAGAGAAGAAGGAAGCCCGGGUUCUGUCCCAGAGCAGUGACCCAGGUGCUGCUCCAGGCCAGCGACCUCAGGACCCCACAGCCUUGAGAUUGUCAUCUCGCUCUUCCCCAGAUGUGCUCUCUGGUCCUGAGCAGACAGCGGAGGCCCUGGGUGACCACAGCAGUGCUCAAGGCCCAGAGAAGAAGCUCUUUGGCCCUAGGAACAUGGCUGCCACCCUUCAUUGCCCCAGACCUGCUGACCCAACACCCCUGCCGGCCGAGGUCCCUCCAGUCUUUCCUAGUAGGAAAUUAGGGCCAAGUAAAAACUGUGUGUCUGAUGGAGCACAGACUGCAAGGGAAGACUGGGCUCCAAAGCCACCACCUGCCUCUGCUGGCAGUGUAAAGACUGAGAAGACCUUCUCAAGGGGUCCCCUUAAGGCAGAUGCAGAGAACAGAAAAACCGGUGGGCGCAGUCCUCUGGAAGUGGUGGGUCACCUACAAGGGAUGCCCUUUGUCGUGGACCUGCCUUUAUGGAAAUUACCCCGAGAGCCAGGGAAAGGGCUCAGUCAGCCCCUUGAGCCUUCUUCCAUCCCCUCCCAACUAAACAUCAAGCAGGCUUUUUAUGGGAAGUUUUCUAAACUCCAGCUGAGUUCCACCAGCUUUAAUUACUCCUCCAGCUCUCCCACCUUCCCCAAAGGCCUUGCUGGCAGCGUGGUGCAGCUGAGCCACAAAGCAAACUUCGGUGCGAGCCACAGUGCAUCCCUCUCCCUGCAGAUGUUCACCGACAGCAGCACAGUGGAAAGCAUCUCUCUGCAGUGCGCGUGCAGCCUGAAAGCCAUGAUCAUGUGCCAAGGCUGUGGAGCAUUCUGUCAUGAUGACUGUAUCGGACCCUCAAAGCUCUGUGUAUUGUGCCUUGUGGUGAGAUAAUAAAUUAUGGCCAUUGAAAAAAAUGUAUAUUUAGUGUGUGUAUUUUGAUAAUGAUUGAUCUUAAAUCUGUAUACAGAAUAUCAUUGAUAUAAUGGACUUUGCCUCUCUAGGUAAGAUAAUCUUGCCUCCCCCUAAAGUUUAUAGUGCUAAAACCCUCUGUCACUUGUCAAUCUUCUUGGUCUUGCUAGAGGGGCUUUCUGGGGGGCAUCCUGUGGGGUUGCCCAAGACUAGCCAGACCGAACCCCCUUGGCAGACAGAGCUUGAUGUGGCAGGGAGCUGUCUGACAUCCAGAUGGACUUGAAACUGAAGCAGAAGGUUGGGUCUCCGCCCUGGAACACGCUGCCUGAACUCGGCACGAACGUCAGUCUUCCACUGCCCUUGCUGCCAUCCUUUCUUCUGCUACUUUGGGGAGUUGAUGGUUGGGGGAGCCACACAGGUUAAAGUAGCUCCCGUCAUGGGGAUCAAACAUUGCUGACCUCAGCAUCAAUCACACUUACCGGAGCCGACCUGACCUUUGCUUCUGGUGCUGCGCCCAGUGUGGAACUGUGUCGUCUCUCGCCUACCACAGAUCCACAGAUUCUUCAGAAGCUUGAAUUGCCCUGCGUGGACAGCAGGGUCUGAAACUAGGGCCAUCUCCUAUGGAAAUGCUGUCUGUAGACCUUGUGAGUCAACUGUACAGACGUAUGCAGGUGAUUCCUCUGCUUGUCACCGCCCACCCCAUCACAUCAGAUCUAUGGGAGUAGGUCUCCAUGCACUUGUGUACGUGAAAGUCAUUUUACAUUUCCAAGCAGUGUGUUUCUUAUUUUUAUAUUUUUAACUCUUUAUUCUUGGAUGUAUAAAGUGAACUUUUUGGCUUCUGUAAGUAUGCUCUAUGCACCUCUAAUGUUUUAUCCUGUAUUUAUAUGUUGUACACAGUACUGGCCAAUUCUGUAAAUGGAUGUAUUGUACAGAGAACAUGAAUGUCUCUUCCUUAUUUUACGUCUUGGGCAUCAUUGCAUUAAAGCGGUGUAGUUUACUUCUGUACACCGAUUGUCAGAGCCACUGAGUGCUGUGCUACCUGAUGCAAGAGGGAAGUGACUGACUCGUGAUCUAUAGUUGGCCUGUGCCUUGUCACCUGUCACCAGGGGAUCUACCACGGCCUCCAGCACCGCGGACAACCUGCUCACACACCACUGAGCGAACACUUUUGCUCCUUGUUUCUAUUCCCUCUUGCAGUUUUUAAUGGCUGUUGGCUGCCAUAUGUGACAAACCACCAACAGUGUUAAGUGCUUCUCGAUUCAUGGGUGAGUUCCUUGGGCAGCCCCCAGGCAGGCCUACUGGAUCUGGCUCCAGGGUUAUCACCUGUCAAAGCAAUACUGGGGACCACUGGACUCCUUUUGACUUACUUUUGACAGUAGGGUUAGGAAGAAACAAGCCAUGCCUGCCUGCUACCUGCCUCUCCCACCAUUCCCAGCAUUAGGCACUCCUGUAUUUGACCUCAUCCCAUUUUGUAUCUGUGCUUAAUGCAGAGUGGAGAGUCCUUGUUUAAAUUAGAUCUGUGUCCCUGUGCGAGGGCUUCUGUGUGAAGUAUAAGAUCUGUAUGCCUUGGGCAAGUCUCAUCUGAAAGUUUCUCCCCUCCCAAUUUAUUCUGAGGUAGCUUUUGUGGGGGUGGGGCUCAUCUGAAGCAUGGGUGAGAAGUUGGCAAUGAUGUGAUUUGAAUUCAGUAUUGGCCGAGUCCAAAUUCACAGCUCAAGAGUCAGUUUACCAAAGGCCACGAGCAGGGUCCCAAGCAUGUCCAGUCCUCUUCCUCCUGGGGCUUCUGGCGCCUCAGACACGCAACUCGACGCCGGUCUGGUCUGUGCGCUGCCCGGAGAAAAGCACUGCUCUUGUAUGUCUCUUUGGUAUUGGAAAAAUAAACCUGUACAACCUGCA
Molecule: messenger RNA, 6591 nt
Organism: Jaculus jaculus (lesser Egyptian jerboa)
Lineage: Eukaryota; Metazoa; Chordata; Mammalia; Rodentia; Dipodidae
Gene: Asxl1
Product: ASXL transcriptional regulator 1
Exons: 13
Coding region: 64-4680 (1538 amino acids)
Biological process (GO): animal organ morphogenesis; positive regulation of transcription by RNA polymerase II
Cellular component (GO): PR-DUB complex
Molecular function (GO): DNA binding; peroxisome proliferator activated receptor binding; chromatin binding
Source: RefSeq, a predicted model, not a curated record